This is a messenger RNA of Phaeodactylum tricornutum CCAP 1055/1, 1656 nucleotides long. RefSeq lists its product with no specific name. The record is from RefSeq and is a predicted model, not a curated record. Bases 85 to 1656 code for a protein of 523 amino acids. NCBI's taxonomy places the organism in Eukaryota, Bacillariophyta, Bacillariophyceae, Surirellales, Neidiaceae. The transcript has a single exon.
GGCCACUUCACAAAGCAAAGAUCGGUUUUUAAUCUACAGCCAGAGAGUGCCGCGCUUAUCCAAUUUAAAGGAGUCAGAACAAACAUGGCUCCGUUUCUUCGUUUCUUGUGCAGCUCAAGGCAACAGCAACGAUUUUUGGUCAAGACCCUUUUGGUAUCCAAGUCGUACUGCAGUCGCAGCACUAACAAUAACUGGUGCAAGUCAGCCGCAACCUCGUCUUGGAUCUCAUCUAAAUCCUCAGACUCCGCAUCGUUAGCUAUUUCUACCGCUAGUGCCACGACGCCUCCAACAGCCGAGCCUUCCCUUGCUUCUGAUCCUGUUUUGAGUGAAUCAACCUCGUCCUCGUCGUUUGUGCCAUCUUUGUCGUCGUGGGGCUGGACUGUGUCAUCGACAUCUCCAACCUCCUACGUCAUUGCAGUAUGUCUCGCCGGCGUGGCGUCGUUGGCUCUGGCAACCCGCAUUGCCCUCAUUGAUGGCACCGGCACCACAACGUUUUGCGAACGAGCAACCACUGCGCGGUCCGUUCCACAACAGCCAAAAGAUCACGAGAGAAAAGAUAGCUACAUACCGACCAGCGAGUCGAAGCAAGAUGUGGAUACUGCCAUGCUAAGUAGUUACCCUAAUGAUUCCAGAGAGCAUUUCAUUCUUGAGAACAUUGCUCCCCAAGCCGAAGGUACAGACGAAGAAAUUUCCGACCAGACAAGCCAAACCAGAAGUGCCACUCCGCUUCCACCAAAUCCACUGGCUGACGGAUUUUCGUCCCAAACGGUGGACGAACUUGUCAAUGAAUGGCUUCAAGAUCCUUCCAUCAACAUUCGUGCGCUCCCGGAUGCCUUGGAACGUCAAGUGUACCGUUCCACCGUUCAGCUGACCCUCAACGCUGUCUACCGUUCUUUGGCAUCGUUGCACGGUAAGGCUUUGCUGGGGCACGAGUUACGCUUGCGCAAAACGUCCGACCGUUCGCCCUUCGAAUUUCUAUCACGUUCGCAUCACUCGACGCAUACAAUAGAGGAAUCGGUCCUGGGGCAAGUCGCUGAUCGGCUCUUGCAGAACAAGGCCAUCAAUCGACCACUGAUUCCGGAUAUGGUGGAGCGCCAAUUGUAUGUUAACUGUCUCAAAUUGAUCUUUCGAGUAUUGGACUUGCUGGCCGCCUCUUUGAACCUGACCAUUUGCGGACAUGAUGUCUUUGUUGGUUUGGAACCUGCCAAGCAUCAGGGGGGUGCAAUCUUGCAGGAUUCGUUGAAUCGAACCACAUCUUCCUUGACCAAACUCGAUCCUGAAGUUCUGCGAGAAUUUGCCCGCCAAGCCGGGGUCCGGGAAGCCUUGUCAAAUCAGUCCUGGUGGCAACGAUUCUGGUACGCUUCACAGAAAGAAUUACUGGCGCAGCUGCACGGAUCAUUGUAUAGUCUAGUACUCGGAAUUGUAGACGACAUUCUCGCCAAUACCAGUUUGCGGUUACUUUCUGAAAACGUACAAGUCGAUAUAUGUCAGACAUCUGAACCCGCGAGUCCGUACAUCCCACCUGGCGGUGCCGUUGUGGAAGAGAAUCUCAACAGAGCAAAUACUACAGGACGGUUCCUAGCUGCCUUUACAACGGGCGUUGGCGUAGGAUUGGCUACAAUGGCAGCCUUGGGCGGCGGCGGUGGCCGUCGAUAA